GAGAAUUCCCCUAGUAUCUGUCAAAAUCAACUGUCAGCUGUUUAUUGAUGUUUUGCCUGAUUUCAAGUGGGAGUGUUGUGGUGCUUUAAAAAUGACUGAAACGGAGACGAAAGAUUGUCCCACUGAAACCAUCGAAUCCCUUACCAAAGAGGCUGAAGCCUUAAAAAAGAAACUGGAAGAUGAAAGACAAAAACUCAACGAUGUCACACUGGCUACAGUGGCCGAGCGUUUGGACAUCAUCAAUUACAUGAACAUCAAACCUCGACGUACUCUAAAAGGGCACCAAGCCAAAGUCUUGUGUUCUGAUUGGUCUCCUGACAAGCGCCACAUUGUCUCAUCAUCACAAGAUGGUAAAAUGAUCAUUUGGGAUGCUUUCACUACUAACAAAGAGCACGCAGUCACCAUGCCUACAACAUGGGUAAUGGCUUGUGCUUAUGCACCAUCAGGAAACCUAGUCGCUUGCGGAGGUUUGGAUAACAAAGUCACUGUUUAUCCAUUAAGUCUGGACGAGGAUGUGACACUCAAGAAAAAAACAGUAGGGACGCACACUAGUUACAUGAGUUGUUGCAUUUUUCCCAACUCUGACCAACAAAUUUUGACGGGGAGUGGCGACUCAACUUGCGCCUUGUGGGACGUAGAGUCGGGACAGUUAUUACAGAGUUUUCACGGACAUUCCGCUGAUGUUAUGUCAAUAGAUCUGGCCCCGUCCGAAACUGGUAACACUUUCGUUUCAGGGAGUUGCGAUAAAAUGGUAUUGAUCUGGGAUAUGCGUUCGGGACAAUGCGUCCAGUCUUUUGAAGGACACGAAUCAGACGUUAACAGUGUUAAAUUCCAUCCAAGUGGCGAUGCUGUAGCUACAGGAAGCGACGACGCAACGUGUCGGUUAUUUGAUUUAAGGGCUGAUAAAGAGGUAGCAGUUUACAGCAAGGAAAGUAUUAUUUUCGGGGUGAAUUCGGUCGAUUUUUCCGUUUCAGGUCGCCUCUUAUUCGCUGGGUAUAAUGACUAUACUGUCAAUGUUUGGGAUACUCUUAAAUGUGUAAGAGUGUGUUUGUUGUACGGGCACGAAAAUCGGGUAUCGUGUUUGCAAGUAUCGCCAGAUGGCACUGCUCUCUCUACAGGUUCUUGGGACUAUACUCUUAGGGUCUGGGCAUAAAUUGUAAAAUUAUUGUAUUUCGAUGGCAUUUAAGAAUAUUUAUUCUAUGUUUAUAGAAUUCAGAGCUGUACGAACAUUGGCCACCAAACGGCCUUGAGUGUUUGUAUCGGGCUGAAACAACUGUAGUGAGAUGUCUGUAUUAUUUAAGUGCAAUCUAAAAUCUUGUUGAUUGUUCUUGAGGAUUAGUUGAUGUAAAAAUAAAACUUCCAGUUAUGUUAUGUA
Messenger RNA from Tribolium madens (black flour beetle), 1375 nucleotides. RefSeq names its product guanine nucleotide-binding protein subunit beta-5 (gene Gbeta5). The coding region runs from base 92 to 1153 and encodes 353 amino acids. Gene Ontology annotation, cellular component: cytoplasm; heterotrimeric G-protein complex. The transcript has 8 exons. Gene Ontology annotation, molecular function: signaling receptor complex adaptor activity; protein binding. Gene Ontology annotation, biological process: G protein-coupled receptor signaling pathway; G protein-coupled dopamine receptor signaling pathway. Lineage: Eukaryota; Metazoa; Arthropoda; Insecta; Coleoptera; Tenebrionidae. The record is from RefSeq and is a predicted model, not a curated record.